AUGGCCCGGCUCUCGCCCACCUCCCGGGCCUAUGUGGUCCACACCCGCUGCCAUCGUGCAGAUGUGCCCGGCUCCUCCUCUCCCGGGCUCCUCAGCCACCCCCCUCUGCUCACUGUCCCUGAGCCCUGCAGGAAGGUUCUCCCCUGCGCUGGACGGGGGGCUCAGCAGGGAGAGAGCCCUGCUAGCCAGCCCAGCGGGGGUGACGGCUCAAGCCCAACCAAGCCCAACACUCAAAGCCUCCCUGCAAAUACCGCCAAGGAGCCCCCCAACCAGCCCCGAGAACCCCCUGAGAAACCCCCUGAAAAGCCUCCUGAGAACCUCCCCGAGAAUCCCCCCGAAAAGCCUCCUGAGAACCCCCCCAAGAAGCCUGCAGAAAGCCCCCCCGAAGACCUCCCCGCAAGUCCUCCCGUGAAGCACCAUGCGGUCGCCGAGGAGAGCCACGAUGGGAGCGAGGACGACGAGAGCGCGGAUGAGGAGAGCUCGGAGGGUGGCCAGGAGGAGGAGGUCUAUGAGGAGCAUGAGAUCCCCAGCAGCGAGCGCAGCGGCAGCGUCUCCGAGAAGUUCCCCGUGAUCCCCGUGGUCGCCGGCUCGGCCGCGCUGCUGGUCCUGCUGCUGCUGCUGUUCUGUGUCUGGUAUCUGUGCAGGCAGCCUGAAAAGGAACCCCUGCCACCUCCACCAUCACCAUCGCCACCCAGUAAGGAGAAAGUGUGCGGGCCGCAGUGUCCCAUCAUGAUUUUCCCUUGCUGUGAGUGCUCCAGAAGUAGCCACCCAAGGCACACGGAGGGGAGGUGCCUCUCCUUCACCCCAGUGAGGAAACCAUACAUGCCGAUGGUCUGCGCCCCAAGACUGCAUCUUCCACCCUGCUGCGAGCAAGUGCCCUUCCCCACCUGCCCACCGUGCUGCCACUCUCCACGCUCCUGCCCCCAGUCCUCCAGGACACUGCCACUCAUCCCUCCCAGCCCCUGGGCACUCCCUCCUUGCCCUUUGCGAGCCCUACCCCCAAAGCCCAAAAGUGUCAGUCAAAAUUGUUAAGCUUGCUGAGCUGAAUAUAGAGUUUAGAGUCAAUGGUGCUAGUGUUUGUUGCUGAUGAUUGAAAGAGGUUAUUACCUGGUGAGAGUGGCUGUCUUGCACACGAGACGUGUUUAUGCUACACCUGCUAGAAAAGCAUCCAGGGGUCCCGUGGGUUCUGGACAUGGAUUGUGCCCCUCACAUCAUCCUUGUCUUCAUCCGUCUCCAGGGGCUGUGAUGUGGGGGGUCUCUUGCCAAAUUCUGCUCCAUGAAAAAAGCCCAAAGGGUCUUUGAAACCUGAAUCCAAUCCUGUGUUUCGCUCUCUAACUUUUUGCAAAAGGAAACAUUUGAAUUUCUCAUCUUUUUCACUGUGUCCCUUGUUUCCAACUCUGGCUUCCCCAAUUCUGAAUGUGUCAGAGAAGGAGGUGAUGAUCCCCAAGGUCUGUCCUGGUUCCCCAAACUAUCCCCACACUGAGGGGAAUUUCAUCAGGUCCUCUCCACUCCACUAGAGAAGAAAAGUGGCCCCUGUCUGUGAUCCAGCUGCCACUGUUGGAGAAUCCACGCCUGGCUAAGAACAAGGCUGAGUUUUAGCAUGCAAUGUCCUCCCCCCAGGUGUGAGCCCACAGUCUCCAUGUAACUGCCCAAUUGCCAGGCCCAUGGGUCCCUGGGAACUGGCACAGGGUCCCUGAGCCCCUCUAGAGGGUCACCAAGGGUGGCUGUGACUGAGGACAGCCCCUCAUUCCAAACAAUCUUCCUAGUUAAGAAACUAAACUGCUCUCAACCCCAGUCCCCCUCUUGAGUGCUGCAGCUCUGCCUUUCAGGUGAGUCACUGUAAGGCAGGAACAGGGAAAACUAUGGCAGGUUUUGGUGUUUAAUCAAUAUUGGUUGAGUUAGAUGACAGGUUACGGAGAUAAGCAUAAUUUCUCCUAUGUUUGAAAACCAGUUUUUCUGGAGGGGCUUGUAUGUUUGUAUGUAGGGAGUAUUUGCAACUUUACCUAAGUCACAUAACUUUUAACU
Molecule: messenger RNA, 2025 nt
Organism: Choloepus didactylus (southern two-toed sloth)
Lineage: Eukaryota; Metazoa; Chordata; Mammalia; Pilosa; Megalonychidae
Product: proline-rich receptor-like protein kinase PERK10
Exons: 5
Coding region: 1-1032 (343 amino acids)
Source: RefSeq, a predicted model, not a curated record